CCGAACCUCACUUUAUAUAUUAACUACUCCUUCCUUCUCAUCUUCUCGCAGCGUAGGUUCUGAUCCUAAUCCGUUUCACUUUCUUCAAAAAUACAAAAUCAACUUGUGCAAGUAGCAGCAGAUAUUUUCUCAGCCAAAGAUCUAGAGGUUUUUAAGAAUGGCGAUGGUAUCAGGAAGACGAUCUACUCUAAACCCCGACGCACCUCUCUUUAUUCCAGCAGCUGUACGACAAGUGGAAGAUUUCUCACCGGAGUGGUGGCAAUUGGUGACGACUUCGACUUGGUACCAUGACUACUGGAUCAGCCAGCACCAAGGUGCAGAUGGUUUCUAUGACAACGGAGAGAAUGAGAAUGGUGGAGGUCAUCAGGUCGAUGUAGCUGAUCUUCUCCCAGAAUCAUUUGAUUUCGAUGACAUGGAAGAUUUCUUUGACAAUGAUGCUGCUGCUGAGUUUGAUCAAGGUUUCGAUGGACAAAUGUAUUACCAUGCACAACCUUCUGAAUUUGGCUUAGGAAAGAAUGGUGAGAUGAUUAGGAAAUCAACUGGAAACAGGAGUCCUAGGUCGUAUGUAGAACCGGCUAAGUAUGCGGAGAAUUGGAUUUGGAUUUUGAUCUGA
This is a messenger RNA of Camelina sativa (false flax), 613 nucleotides long. NCBI's taxonomy places the organism in Eukaryota, Viridiplantae, Streptophyta, Magnoliopsida, Brassicales, Brassicaceae. The record is from RefSeq and is a predicted model, not a curated record.